AUGCGGAAACAUAGUCAGCAUGAUGCCAUGGUUAGCCGCCCCUAAGAUUUCAUCUAAUCACGAAUUUUGAGAUCGAUCCAAAAAUUAUUUGCAGGCCACUACGGAGAAUAGAGGGCACCUCAAUAUUGGUUGUCUGGAUAACGGCCCUACGACUUGAGACGUUCAACCUUCAGACGAAAAUGAUGAAUUAAGCUCGUCUUUGAUCUUCAUCAGAUCUUCAACAUGAAUUCACUUCAAAUUUAAGAUAAAUCACGUGCAUAAACGAGUCAUCUGCAGGCUAAGUUGAGGUUUGUGUACACUAUCGACGGAGAAAAUUUAGCUCUUCUAGGUUUUGGCUUUGAAAACCAAGUGAUGGAGUUUUGGCAUCAAAUUAGUCACAAUAGUGGUACAACAUGAAGCGAGUCUAGUCGAAGUGAGGUACGCACAUGCAGAAUGAUUCAUUUCUUCAUUUCCACUUUAUCAUUGCAGUACAUGUAUUUCCAAUAUCCACCCUAGCUAUAGUAGGCAGUCGUGUCUGCAAGGCUUUCACAAACAGAACAAUAUCAAAAUACCGCACGAGCUGGUUCAAGCUAUACUAGAAAUGCACAAUAACGGCAAAGCUGUUAGCAAUAUGCUUGACUAUCAGCAUUGAACUGGUUCUAGCGCGUCAAUAUGCUCUAGGCAUACAUCGGACUCUCUUGCCAGUUCACACUUCGGCUCGCACCCACAGAAAGACCUUGUAUCGUUUUCACCCGCUAUGAUAUUAGUGUCUCUUAGCUUCGGGCAACUCCAAACUAAUGCGAACCAUCCCUAGUGAGCUGCCGAACUAGAAUUCGCAGCCGAGUGUUAUGCGAACGUCUUGACAGAAGGAGGGGGUGGCGUACCGCACGAUCCUCAUCAUUCUAACAAUCACUGCCAAGGACAGAACAUAUAACGAGAUGCAAGGAGUGUUAGUGAUGCCGACCUGCACCACAGGGCAACAACCCAUUGGACUAGCGGAAGUCGAAGGAGGGGGGGCAAAACAUAAACUUGGAAGAUCUAGGCAAAUGGGUACAAUCAAUACACAUAAGUUCGUUCUCUCAGUACCAUAAAGUCCUUACACUCAACUAAAUUAGGUUAUUUGGCCAAGCAUCACUGCGGCUUCUGCGAAGGCUAAAGGUGGCGCUUCAUAUAUUGUGGCUUGAUAUUCGAAACACGAAAACAUUGUUGGCGAAUCGGCAUAUGGCAUGUAAGAACAACAAUUUGGCCUAAAUUGAUCUUUAGCAGAUCCCCAGGUUUCGGCAGUGAUAACGAGAAUCAUAUAGGGCUCAUAAGACUGGGGUAUUCCCUGUAA
Messenger RNA from Sclerotinia trifoliorum, 1312 nucleotides. Lineage: Eukaryota; Fungi; Ascomycota; Leotiomycetes; Helotiales; Sclerotiniaceae. The record is from the annotation of a GenBank genome assembly.